Molecule: messenger RNA, 12298 nt
Organism: Pipra filicauda (Wire-tailed manakin)
Lineage: Eukaryota; Metazoa; Chordata; Aves; Passeriformes; Pipridae
Gene: PLEKHH1
Product: pleckstrin homology, MyTH4 and FERM domain containing H1
Exons: 32
Coding region: 929-5281 (1450 amino acids)
Cellular component (GO): cytoskeleton
Source: RefSeq, a predicted model, not a curated record
GUGGCUGCCGCUCUUCUCCUCUGGGCCGGGCUGCCCCGGCACUCGGCGCCGCCCGCCCCACCUGCCUCACCGCCGAGCCCGAGAAGGGGUUAAAAGCCCGGGGCGGGUGAUGUCAGUUCCUGCGCUCCUCGGGAGGGCCGGCUCUGAUAUUUGAGCCGGGCUCUCCCGUUCGAGGGAAACCGAGGAGGGAAUGGCAAAGUGCUGAAUGGGACAGGAGUCGUGCCGGGCACCUGCCUGCCGCCCUGCGCCGCGCAGCCGCCGCGCCCAGGGCCAGCCCCGCGGGCCGGGAGCCCCGGGAGGGCGCCGGCUGCGCCCGCCAGCGCCCUGCCCUGCCCCGCCGGCACGGACCCCGCGCCGGCCAAGGUGAUGGUAAGGGGAUUGGCGGGAGCGUUCUGGAGGUGAUGUUGUGUCAUCUCUGUUAACCGAGGUUUGCCUUCGGGUCUGGGACUUUGGCCCUGAAGAGGCGUGGAAGAGAUGGGGGGAGGAAUGGCCACACGAGGGGGAAAACGCAGCCCAAGUGUAAAUGUGUCUGAGUCCUGCGGUUUCUUCUGCCUUUCCGGGCAUUUCAGAUGGAAACAUACAAAGUCUCUGAAGUGUUGUGAAUUCUAGUCUGGAUCCACCUACAUCUGGGAAAUCACUUGAUCCUGCUCUAAAAACAAACAAACAAAAAUACCCAAAGCUCAGAAAAACCUCAAAAACCCAAAAAACAACCAUGUGACAUCUUGGUAUAAAUUUUAGCUUCAUCAGAAUUACAACUGGAUAUGGGCACUCCAAAAUGUUUUCAGUGAUGCAGUGCUGGACACAUGAGUGUGCCUUUGCCUUGUUUUACUUAAACCUGCCUUCUGACCUGGAAUAGUGUUCCAUAAUUCAUUGGAAAGGGUUUUUGGAGCACCUCAGAUGACAUCCUAAAUGGGUGAUUAACUUCACAAUGGCAGAACUCACACUGGAAAAUGGCAGCUGUAUGGACUGGCAAAAGCGAUGCCUUGCGUUGGAGUCCCAGCUCUUCAAAUUCCGCUUGCAGGCAAGCAAGAUCCGAGAGCUGUUAGCUGAGAAGAUGCAGGAAUUGGAGCAGAGAGUGAUAGAAGCAGAGCAAAGAGCUGAAGAGGCAGAGAAACAGGUCAGAGUUAUGGAAGAGAAGAUAAAACUAGCCAAUGUGAAGAUUUGUGAAUCAGACAGCACCCUGUACAGGAAAUACCAAGACCUGAUGGGCACAGUGCAAGGAAAAGAGGAUCUGAUCAGCAGAUUGGAGACAGAGCUAGCAAAACAGAAACAGUUGAGGACUGAAGAAGCCAAAAUUGUUCAAGAGAAAGCUGCCAAGAUCAAAGAAUGGGUAACAUUUAAGCUCAGGGAGCUUGAGCUAGAGAAUUACCACCUGAAAACUUGUAAUCAGAGGCUGAUGGAGCAAAUUGAAGCCCUUCAGGAUACAUUGCAAGAUAUGACCAGCAUUCCUCCCUUUGAAUCUCUUUGGAGCUGUAGUUCCCUGAAGCCUAGAGCAUCACAGGCCUCUUUUGCUGAGAAGAUAGGCCAGGAAUCUGUGCUCCUUGCACCUGGUUUCAGAGAGGUGCGUCAGACAGGACCUACCAAGCAUGUCCUUUCUUCAGCAAAUACAGUCCUUGCCAAUGACACCUUUACUGAGAAUGGAGAGGAUAUAUCUCUGCUUUCCCAGAAUAAGCUGAACCUCGUGUCUGACCCAUCAAGCUGGAAUCUCUCCACAGAGAAGGAUGUAUUUCCAGCCGUAAGUUCUGAACACGGUUUAGGGUGCUCUGAUCCUGUAUCAGUGGACCCUCCAGCUGAGACCACAAGAAUUCUUGAGGCUUUGACCUUCCAGUCAUCUUUGAAAGAAAACGGUAGUGCUGUGAGCACCUUGAAACAAGUGGGUUUUGAUGGCACCCGCUUCUCUGAUGAUCUGAGUGCCAGAUUCCACUCCCACCGGCUGGAGUCCUCUUCCUCAGGAGAAAUAAUGAGCAUGCUUGAGGGCCGUCUCCAAACUGCUGAACCACCCCUGGUUGUGUCAACAUCAACUGUUACAGUGCAUUCCUCCUGUGCAGGGAGGGAAUGCAGCCUUGGGACUAGUAUGACCUUUCCAAAAAUACGAACACCCAAUACACCAAGAGACAGUAUUCAACUGGCCAAGAGACAUCACAGCCAACCACAGCCAGGGGCUAAUUCCUUCCAUCAUGUAAUGCACUUAGAGACUAGCACUUUCCAGCCCAUAACAGACCCUCCAGCCUGCCAUGGGCUCGUGGAGGAGACAGAUAUUGAUGAUGAUGGAGUAUUGGAGAAGAUGGAUACAGAAUGUGGACUGCUGAGGGAAGAAGCUAGAGCGUGUGAGGAAACGUACCACUUACCUGCAGAGCAGAGAGAAGCUGUGAGUUCUGAGGCUGGCAUACUUGACCCAGGAGGUAAACCUCCAACACCACCGCUGCACAGAUUCCCAUCAUGGGAGAGCCGAAUCUAUGCUGUGGCCAAGUCUGGCAUGAGGUUGUCUGAAGUGACCAUGGUGAAUGAUACUUCCAGAUGCUUUUCCAAUUUCUCGUGUUCAACUUCUGGGCCAUUUACCUGUCUUAUCUACAGAAACGUCACUGUGCCAGUCUACACUACACUGAAGGGGAAAGCCACACAGAUCAGCAACGUGCCUUUCUUAGACGAAUCUUCAGGAUCUGAUGAUGACUGUGGCUCCCAUGCCAGCUUAAGGACUUCUACUGCUGGAUCUGAGAACAGGAAAGCUAGCAUGCCAGGCAGCCCUCGUGCAGUGAAAAGAGGUGUAUCUAUGUCCUCACUGAGCUCUGAGAGUGACUAUGCCAUCCCUCCUGAUGCCUAUUCCUUGGAUGAUGACUAUUCAGAGCCAGAACAUAAGCUACAGCGAACAUCUUCCUAUUCCACUGAUGGUGGAAUCUGCACUGAACCCAUGGAGAAAUCAGGUUACUUGCUCAAAAUGGGCAGCCAGGUAAAGAUGUGGAAGAGACGAUGGUUUGUUCUUAGAAACAGACAAAUCAUGUACUACAAGUCUCCGAGCGAUGUUAUCCGCAAGCCACAAGGGCAGAUGGAGCUGAAUUCCUCAUGCCAAAUUGUCAGAGGUGAAGGGUCCCAAACAUUCCAGCUUGUGACAGAAAAGAGGACCUACUUCCUGACAGCAGACUCACCCAACAUCCUAGAGGAAUGGAUUCAUGUCCUACAGAGUAUCCUGAGAGUGCAAGUGACCAGUCCUGUUGGUGUUCCUCACGGUGAUGAUAAACCUACUGUGAAAGGUUGGCUAACCAAGGUCAAGCAUGGUCACUCUAAGCUGGUCUGGUGUGCACUGAUUGGAAAAACUUUCUACUACUAUCGAAAUCAUGAAGAUAAAUGUCCCCUAGGGCAUCUGCCUAUGCGUGAGUCCAAAGUGGAAGAAGUAGACCGUUCCUGUGACUCUGAUGAGGAUUAUGAAGCCACUGGUGGAGGAUUUCUCUCAUCCCACUGUACACUGGUGAUUCACCCAAAGGACCAGAGUCCCACAUACUUACUCAUCCGCACCAAACAGGAGAAGAAUACCUGGCUGUACCAUCUGACCGUUGCAGCUGGUAGCAGAAAUGCCACAGUGGGCACAUCAUAUGAGCAACUCAUUGGAAAACUACUGGAUGCAGAGGGAGACCCUAAUUCUCCUCUGUGGAAACAUCCUAUGUUGUGCUACAGUAAAGACGGGUUGCACACAUCCCUCACCACUCUGCCAUCAGAGGCUCUGCAGACUGAAGCUCUGAAACUUUUUAAGUCCUGUCAGCUGUUCAUCAACGUUCCCGUGGAGGCAUCCUCUAUUGAUUACCACGUGUCGCUUGCCCAGACGGCACUGCAGGUCUGCUUGACCCAUACUGAGCUGCAGAAUGAAAUUUACUGUCAACUUGUUAAACAGACCAGCUGCCGACAACCCCAGAACCACUCAGUCAUUCAGUGCUGGCAACUCCUUGCUUUAUGUGCUCCUCUAUUCCUGCCUCAACAUCACUUCCUCUGGUACAUCAAACAGCACUUGCAGCGACAUGCAGACCCCAGGAGUGAAAUAGGCAAGUAUGCCAUCUACUGCCAGAGAUCAGUAGACCGCACGGUGCAGGCUGGAGAGCGGGAAGCCAAGCCCUCCCGGAUGGAGAUUGUGUCCAUCCUGCUAAGAAAUCCCUACCACCACUCACUCCCCUUCAGCAUCCCAGUGCACUUCAUGAAUGGAACCUACCAGGUUAUAGGUUUUGAUGGUUCUUCAACAGUUGAUGAAUUCAUCCAGCGACUCAACCAGGAGACAGGAAUGAGGAAGCCAUCCCACAUGGGAUUUUCUCUCUUCACAGAUGAUCCUUCUGGCAGGAAUCUGGAACAUUGUUUGCAGGGCAACAUGAAGAUCUGUGAUGUCAUUUCUAAAUGGGAACAAGCCUUAAAAGAAUUGCACCCUGGGAAAUACGAAGGUGGCACAAGAAUUGUGAAGUUGACCUAUAAGAACAGACUAUAUUUUCGGAGCCAGGCCAAAGGUGAGACAGACCGUGAGCGGUUGCUACUGGCCUUCCAAGUCAGCAAUGAAAUAGCCAAUGGAAGGUUUCCUGUUAAUAAGGAAUUAGCUCUGGAAAUGGUGGCUCUGAUGGCUCAGGUGGAAUAUGGGGAUUUGGAUCGAUCAGGAUCUUCAAGUCCUGGGGGAACAUCACAAUUAAAAAUGCAGCAUCUUCUCCAUCAGGUCUUAGAUAAAUUCUACCCCAAACACUACAAGCAAAACAUUGCUCCUGAACAGCUCAGGCAACUGACAGACAGGCUGGCAAUGAAGUGGAUGGUGCUGCAGGGAUGCUCUCCACCAGAAUGCAUUCGAAUUUAUUUGACGGUGGCCCGGAAAUGGCCUCUCUUUGGAACCAAAAUAUUUGCUGCUAAGCCUAUUUUGCCUUCCUCAUUGGAAGACUGUCCAGUCUGGAUAGCUGUGAAUGAAGAUGGUAUCAGCAUACUGGAUUAUAACACAAUGCAUCUGAAGGUCUCUUAUUCAUACUCCUCUGUGCUGACCUUUGGAGGCUGUCGAGAUGACUUCAUGAUUGUAGUCAGUCAAAUGAAAGAAAACAGUUCUGGAAAAAAUAGCACUGAAAAACUCCUCUUCACAAUGGCAGUUCCUAAGAUUGUUGAAGCAACACUUCUUAUUGCCAGCUACAUUAACUACCGCUCGUCACCUUCACUCCUGUCUUCUACACAGCCCUCCCAAAGCAAAACACCUGCUAAGAAGCUCUGGGAGACUGAAAAUCGGUGCUUUUUUCCUUCCAUGCCCCGAAGCACUAAGGGGCCCACCCUGCUCUGAGGGCUCAUUCCAAAUGAGCUAUGAUUCUUCUGGUUACACACCACUACUUUAAUGUGGACUCUGAUUCUUUUUCCAUAAUAAUAGACAAAGUUCCUUAGAGGUAGAGGCAGUGUCCUUUCUCUUGGGGGGGAGGGGGAAGUUAUUUUGGGGGACUGUGCAGGAGUUUCCUUUCCAUGACACACUCCAUCCAAAAUACCAUGCCUCAGGUCGUUUACCUGCACAGUGCUCCAGUUACAUUACAUCUGCUCUCUUUCCUUACACUGAUUAUUCCAUCUCGUACCUUUCUGCCUUGCUUUAGAAACACAUACAUUUUCUUUGAUCCUUCACAUUUGCAGCUUGCAGAAGACAGAAACUUUCCAAGUCCUUGCUCCAGACAUGAAAAAAGACAUUACUGAGAAAGAAGAGGAACUAAACUGACAAGAAUAAUUCCAAUGCAAGUCAAGGGUGAUUUUAGACCUGAAAUAGGGGGUAUAGAAUUAGAGUUCAGUGGUACUUAAGAAUGUUUUCAACUUUAAAUGAAAGUGGAAUCCUAGUGUCUUUAGAUGUUGAGGACUCAGAACAACUGAGACUAGAACAGCGUCAGAGCAUGUCAGCUCCUACAGGACUGAUGCAUUUUAGAAGCUGACACUGUUCUACACAAUAGAUGAACAUUAAAUUGAUGCUGCAGGGCUGAAUGUGUCCCAUGCUCCACUGUCAGACAAGCACUUUCAAGGACUUUCUGCUAAUCACUGUAGAUGUGUUUGAAACUGCACAUUAUCUCAGACAAGGGAAGACAAGACAAGCAAAUUUUGUACUUUUUCUGUCUUCCAGCAACUAGAACAGAUCUUGUUCCCAAAUAAGGUCUGCCAUUCUGACUUGACAGAAGCUGCUCCUUUCAAACUCCUGCUUCCUUCAUGCUACCAUAAGCAAGGAGGAGGUAGUCAGCAAAUGUGUACUCAAGUACUGUUCUUCUGACUUUCCUAAAGAAUUGUGGUAGAUUUAAUUUUUUUAUCUGUUUCAAAGGGACUUGGUUUUGAGAAGGUUAUUGAAGUUUAAACAAGUAAAAGAAAAAUAGCAAUUCUUCAUGAAAAAUCUAAAUCUGCGUAGCUUGAGUUCGGCUCUUUUGAUAAGCAUUCUAAAAAAGCUAAGGAAAAAUAACUGUACUUUCAAAAGUACCAUGUGCAACUUCAUAAUAAUUAUGCAUUCCUGGGCAACUUUCCCAAAUAAAAACAGGGUGAACCCAACCACUAGAAUGAAUUCAGUAAUAGCAAAUCAAAGCUAUGAACAAAGCAAAUGAACAAACCAACCAUACCAGUGUUUUUAGUACCUGCCACCAACCUUGAAACAUCCAACUAAUGCACACAAGGGAGCUGAUACAUCAAGCUGAUACAUUUUUGUUUCAUGCUUAGGUGGGGGCAAAGCCACAGAUUAGGAGUGUGGGACAGACAAAAAUUGCUCUUAGUAAUACAAAACAAAAAAAAUAAAUAAAAAUCCCCAAACAAACAAAAACCCAACCCCAAACCACCCCAUGGUGGGUUAUGGAAACACUAUGACAGACAUAAGACAGGAAAAGAUUGUAUGAACAGUGACCUGAUUUGCACAUACUGUAAUGUAGCCACUUCUUAUGAAUUUAAAGACCAUCCCUUGAAGGUACAGAAGAGGGUAGCUUUCUGAGCCAAAAAUAAUUUUAAGAAGGUAUUUAGUCUUUUUUGUUUUCCCUUUGAUACUUUUAAGCGACUAUAUAUCCUGAUAGUAGUUUGUAUUUCCUCUCUCUCACACACACACACACACACACAGAGUGAUCUCAGUAUAGUUAUGUCAGUUUGAAUACAUGAAGUAUUACUCCUCCUCACUCAAUCACCUGUGCCUAACAAGUUCUCCUGUAUCUGAAGGUCUGUUUGGCAGCCUGCUUCUGGUAUCCCACCAGUGACAAAGCUGCUUUAGAAUAGGCUGAAGCCAUGGGAUGUCCCAGCUGUCAUCAGCGCUGGAGGUGCUCAAGGCAUAGAAGUCUCCAGUUCACAGUUCAGAGGCUGUAUUUCCUUACAGUGUUAACACUCAUGUCCUCAGACUCAUACCAGGGUAAACAGGAAGCAGAGAUGUUAAAUAAACAGGAACUGUCCUGAAGCUCAUUAUUUUCUGCCAUAACUGCACUUUAAACUGAGAAGCGUGACAUAUAGAACUUCUUUUCCUUCCUUAUUUCUUAAAAAUAUUCACGAAUACUUGAGUAUUUCAGGGACCACCCCACUCUGAUGGAUGCAUACACCCCUCCUAUUUAUAACUUACCUGUCUUCAAACAAACAACCCACCUGGUGUAGAUAUCUGUUUUGUAUGAUUCUUUGGUAGAGAAAACAGUCUUUUAUUUUAAUCAAUGCUUUUGACUAUUGAUGGGAGCAUAGAAUGAGACGACAAAAGCCUUUGUUUUCCUAACUGCUGUGUGUAUAUAGAAGGCUGCCUGGAAUAUACUGUGAGAUUUCUGUUUGUUCUUAAUAAAAUGCAGCUAUCAUGAAUUAAACUGUAUUAUUCUCAGAAUGGAAGAAACUAUUUUAAAAGCCAAAAUAUUCUCAAUGUAAACAAAAAUGAACAAAGAUUGUGUUUGGUAUCCAGGCACAUACCUAGUGCAAACCUGCCCUAGUCUGAUUCCUGUUUCUCUCUGCUAAUUUCUCAGCUUCAGUGGAUGACUAAACUAUGGGCACAGGAUGUUCACUCCUUCAAAAGAUUGCUAAAGCAAUCUUUCAGACUUCCUCCUGUGACACAGCUUCUUGGUAAUUUCUUCAGUGCACAUUCUGAGGACUUCAUGGCAUUUUUAUAGCAUAGUCAGCAUUCACUGCACACUCUUGAGCCUAAGACUCCGUUCAUUCUGUUGAGACAUCAUUUAUUUUCUGACACAAAAGCCAGUGGCACAUCCCCAAGCUGCUGCCUUUCACUUGGACAGCCAGAAUACUUCCUGUGACAUGAGCUAACCUGUGUCUUUCAAACCUCAUGGCACCACAAAAAAAACCAAAUCACCUUAUCUCUACCCUAUUGCAUGGGGUAGAAAACCAAAUCACCUUAUCUCUACCCUAUUGCAUGAUGGUAUGUUGAUACAUGCUUUUAUUUACAGAUAAUGCAGACAAGCACAAUACAGCAUUGUAUGCAAAUGAAGCAUGACCCCAGGCUCCUGCCAACUUGUGGGUUUAGCUCAGUUAUAUUUCUAAGGAGUCAUGGGGAAAAAAAAAAGAGAGAAGAAUACCAGUUAAGGGUUACAGUGACUUUUAGCUUAUCAACAAAGAAGAAUUUCCCAACUUUAAGUUACUCCCAAGAGCACAGAUCAAUAAAGCUUUAUUCACAUUGUCAUUACCAUGAUUUUCAACAACACAUCUGCCUCCAAGCUGCCUCAUAUUCUUGGAGUAAUUGAUGUGGCCCUUUUAAUGCCACAUCUUUUCCAUGUUCUGUGUCACCAGGUCCCUGCCCCAUUCAGCAAUGGGUUCACAUUUUCCCUGUAUUCCUUUUGAUACUUAAGUACUUACUGAAGCCAUCCUUGUUGCUUUUGACAUCCCUCAACAGAUUCAUCCCCAGACAGUCUUUAACUGUCCUAACCACAUCUUGAAUAGUGUUGCUGUAUUCCUCCUAAGUUACCUGUCCCUAAUUCCACAUUCUGUAUACUUCCUUUUUGUGUUCAAGUUUUGCCAGGAGCAACUUGUUCAUCCAUGCAGGCUUCCUGGCAUUUCUGCUCGACUUCCUGCUCAUUGGGAAGGAUUGUUCUUGAGCUUAGAAGAAAUGAUCCUUAAUUAUCAGUCAGCUUUCUUGGACCCCUCUUGCCUCUAGGACCCCAUCCCAUGGGACUCUUUCAAGCAGAUCCCUGAAGAGGUAAGUCUGCUCUUUUAUGUUUAUUUCAUUAAAUGUAACUGAAUGCAACAGUAUGUUUUCAUUUUCUGUAAUUGUCCUUAUGAAAUUCUCCUGUGAUCGGUAAUUUGCCAUCCCAGCCUACACAACAGCUUUGGUAUUUAGAGUGGUUUUUUCAAACAAAGGGUUAAAUAGCAACCAAAGAAUGCAUCUUUUUGGCAGUCCAGACAAAGUUACAUUAUGAUUUUAGCAUAAUUUUCAGAUGCACAAAAAAGUAAACAAUGCAUUUUUUUGUCUCCCUCUGCCCCAUUUCUCCGUAAUUCUUUUCUGUCUAAGCCUAAAAAGUUCUGCUCACCUGUCUUCAUAGCAGAGGAUUUCAAGGUUCACUUCUGUGCUUGAGCUGACAUUUCCUCUAACAAUUCUAUGAAGCUGUGCAGGCCUUUAGCCCUAACAUCACUGCACCGCUUUCUACUCAUCUAAUAAAUGAAAGCCAUGGGGUGGUUUUGCUUGCUUUUCCAUGGGUCCCUCUGAGUUCUGCUGGAAGUCUGCUCCCUUGUUUGGGUUUUUUUUCAGCUAUUUUAUUCCACUUGACUGUGGAGCUGUCUUCCUCUGCUCCAGGAUUUCUUGACAACUUUUAUACACUUCUAUCAAGCAGUCCAGACGCGGCUUGGAGCUCUAGAAGUCAAACAACAGAGAAUCAGGUUCUGGACUGGCUGUAAAAGAACAGGAAAGCUUGUAACUUCCCACUAGUGAGACAGGCAGAGGUAGGAACGUGGAGACAGCCGACAAAGCUAACAGAAGUGUGUAUGUGUACGGAGUGCAACAGUAAGACACCUGUAGCUCGUGAGCUUUAUCACAUCAAGUCAAUGGAGACUGGUACAUGUUCAUUGAGAAAUAAUCCAGACUCCAGGAGGUGUCUGAUGUAAGCUGGUGAUACAGGAAUGCAAAGUGAUUCCAUAAGCCAUACCUGCUCUGUGAUGAAAAACACCAGUCCCUAAAGUUGUCAGGUCAAGACAUGCAGCACCAUUCUGCAGUUAGCCUGAAUCUCUCACCAAAUCUGAAAGCCACUCCUUUCUCAGCUCACAGUUCACAGUGACAGCAUGGAAGAACAUCCACACUUUCCCACCCAUGACCCUAUCUGUUAGGCCAUACUCCCUCUAGAGACUAAUGAACAGCAGAUUUCCAUACACUGGAUCUACCAUCCUAGAAGACCUCCACCCUGAAAAAUCCACCUUCAGGACAGGGAGUUUAAACAUCUGACCCUUGGCCUCUGCUAGUACUGUCAACAUAAGGACAAUGGAAGGUUAACUGAAAACAUAAAUUAAUUUUACACAAACAGCAAGUGGUGGUCAAAGGAUAAUAAUUUUUCAUCAAUUCUAAACUGCACUAGAUUAAAACCAGCAAGGAGGUGAAAGUUUCACAGUUCCACAGUCCCUAUGAUCCCAUGACUUCUGAGCUCCCGAAGCAGCAUUACUGUGUAAAGUCCAUCAAAUGCCUCCUUGCAAGUGUUUCUUAAGAGAACAAAAGGUCAAUUCAGUGCAGAAGGGCCCUGGGCUCAGUGACACGGGAAACUGUAUUUCUUAAGGCUGACAUAACUUACAUGAACCUAAUGAAGGUGACACAAUACAGCCAAAUAAUCAUUGCUUCUUCAAAACUAAGUAACACACUAACUUGCACGUUAAAGUAAGAAUUACAGACAGGUACUGACUCGCAAACUACCACAGUUCUGUACCUCCUUUGCUGGUGGAGUCAACUCUAGCAGUACUAAGAUGUUUCCAUGAAAAUAAAACUGUUCAGAGUUGAGAUAAAAAAAAAAGAAACUAUACAGAUGCCAGGUAGCCUCUUUGAAGCUGGAAAUGAGCAUAUCUAAAACCAGGUUCCUGAAUGCAGCUCUCUGGAAUUUAUUUGUUGUUGAUUUCCAGCAAAUCCCUUCUUUCCCUUGUUUAUGUGUGAAAUAUUUAAUUUAUAUUACUCUUAGUAAUAUAGUCUUUACAAUUGUGGGACUGAGUUAGCAGUAAGAAUCAAUGGAAUAGCCUAUUUAUACCUGUAAGUUUUUAGAAGAAGACUAACUGUAUCCAGUCAUAAACUGUAUGUAGAUUACAAAAUGAUAGUCACUAACAGCAGAUGAAUUAAGGACAGAGAGGGCUAUACAGCUCAGUGGUCUAAAAAGUGAGGUACCUCUGUACUGCUUACCACCGCUCACGGUUCAGGGCAUUCUUGUGUUAGGCAUGAACACACAGAGAAAUUCCAUCCCGAAAAUGGGAUUAUGAACAGUCAGAAUAAGUUAGCAAGAGAAGAGAAAGGGGAAACAGGGUAACGGUAACACAAACAAGUUAUUAUACAUUAAGCAAGUUGGUCACAGCUUGUCCUGUGAUCUUUGUCAAUGUAUAAGAGAGGGGAAGUCAUUCCAAUGCCAAGGAGGCUUUAUGAACACUUUUGGCACACCGAGCUGAGAGAAAAAUCAACUGCAGCACAGUGCCAUAGGCCAAUCGGUGGGAUGAAGAUCGUAGCAGAAAGCACCAUACUAUUCUGUAACACAAGCCAAACAAAGGCAGACCUCUGGUCUUGCAAUUAUUUGAACACAGCUUUAGAGAAAGUAAAAUUAAAAUUGCACAGUAAAUUAUAGAAGAAUAAAAGGAUGGUAACACUGAGCACAGGACUACACAGAAAGCUGUAUGAGUCCUCAGUACCCUACAUGAGCCAACGACUUUUAGUUCAUGCAAACUCCUGGCUGGGUUCAGAUUGACACAACUCCCUGUUCUUUGAAUGGAGAGCAAAUGAAAAAAACAUCCCCAGGACAUAGUUCUAUGAGGUUUCUAAUACCACCCACCCUGACAGCCCAGCCAGGGAAAGGCAACUGUAAUCAGCUAUCUGUAGUGGAAUAAAGAUAUGCCUGGACAACUGGUGUGCACACACAGACCACAGAUCUGGAUUUUUCCACCAGUCAGUCAAACUCACCUGAAAGAGUGGCACAACCUCAGAUACUCCCUGAGGAUCUUCAGGGUCCUGGAGGAGGAUACACAGGUAGUAGAUAACUUUUUGCUACAAGAAAAACAGACACAAUCAUUGGAGUUUGAAAAAGCUAUCAAUCUGCCUGGAGUUAGCACAGAAAGAGGAACUGUUUCAACUCACUGAGCUGAAAGCCAAUCAUCCCAGGCCACAGUCAAGUCUACCAAUUUAUAUCUAUAGUUUUCACACAAUAAAAAAAUAACUUUA